GUAUCAAGCAGGAGCUAUUAAAAUAUGACGAAUUAAUGGGAAAAGCAACAACGAAGCUCACUGAUGAAGUCUAUCAGAUGACAUCUGACUAUAUUAUCGUCAGUGCUAACUACGAAACAACUACCGAGAAAAUUGGCAUCAUCAAGGGCAAAUUCAGUCAGAUUUGGAAGAAAACUGGCAAUUCAUAUUCAAUUUACCAUGAUGAAUUUGAAAUGAAUUGA
Messenger RNA from Haemonchus placei, 221 nucleotides. NCBI's taxonomy places the organism in Eukaryota, Metazoa, Nematoda, Chromadorea, Rhabditida, Trichostrongylidae. The record is from the annotation of a GenBank genome assembly.